Meloidogyne enterolobii is the source of this 542-nucleotide messenger RNA. NCBI's taxonomy places the organism in Eukaryota, Metazoa, Nematoda, Chromadorea, Rhabditida, Meloidogynidae. The record is from the annotation of a GenBank genome assembly.
AUGGCUUUAAUUUUGGCUAAAGCCAAUAAAUAUAUUUCUUCUCUUCAUAAUUAUAUUCCAAUUUUAUUCUUCUUCACUUCUUUAUUUAUUUACCAAACAUUACAACAAGAUGCAGGUCAAGCCUCUAUGCCUAGCGCCGUUCCAACUCAACACAAAGUUGGCGUUACUGAAUUAAAUAUGCAAAAUUUGGAAUUGGUUUUGAGGAGUGCUCAGAUUGUAUUUGUUGCGUUUUGUGCAGAUUGGUGUCCUUUUAGUAGACGAUUGAAACCAAUAUUUGAGGAAGCUGCGGUUAAAUGGCACGAUGACAAUCCAAAUAGUAGUGUUGUAUGGGCUUUAGUUGACAGUGUUGCACAGGCUGAUGUUGCUGAUAAAUAUUUUGUUAACAAAUAUCCAACAAUGAAGAAUGAAUACAGGUUUGGAUUUUUUAAUUGAUUUUUUUAUUUUUAACUCUGUUGAGUUCGGGAAGUUCAUACUCGAUUUAAAAUUCUCGAGAUUUUCGCAUACGGAGCUAAAAAUUCGGCGCAGAGACAUAUCCUUCUUUC